UUGAACUUCAAACAGUGCGCUUGUGUCUAAACUAUGACAUUUAGGAUACUUUUGUCUAGUUUGAUUAUAUUAGGGUUUGCAGAAGAAGUCUGGAAUCACGUAGAGAUAGAGGCUGAAGAUUAUUUCUUUCCUUUAGAGCCAGUAAUAAAUUUUUGCAAAAUGGCGGAUCAAUGUCAACACGACUUCGUCCCUAUCUGCGGACAGGACUCUCUCGGGAUAACGCGUAUGUUUAACGAUAAUUGCGAUCUAUAUGAGUACAAUUGCGACGAAAAGAAACAAUAUCGUCAUGUUAAAAUGGAUGUUUGUAAAUAUGAAGCUGCGGCAGCGGAGAGAUCGAAAUAACAAAACACAUAAUGCAAUGAACUGUUUAAAUAAUAAGUAAAUAAAUUAUUUUUA
This is a messenger RNA of Papilio xuthus (Asian swallowtail), 396 nucleotides long. RefSeq lists its product as uncharacterized. The transcript is spliced from 4 exons. Lineage: Eukaryota; Metazoa; Arthropoda; Insecta; Lepidoptera; Papilionidae. Gene Ontology annotation, molecular function: protein binding. The record is from RefSeq and is a predicted model, not a curated record. The coding region runs from base 34 to 342 and encodes 102 amino acids.